AUGAAUGCUCUUCUUCAAGAUUUAAUGAAAUUAUUUCUGAUUGAGCAAGUACCUUCAUUUGAUCCAUAUGCCCAUCCUUUGAAAUAUCUUUGGAAUAAAAAGUGGUUAGAUGAAGAAGAAUGUUUUCACUCUAAGAUUAAGAAAAAAAAUUCCCACGGUAUUGCGACAAAAGUAUUUUUCCUGAAACCUCGUUACGUUGAUCAAUGGUUGUUGACUCUGUUUAAUGAAUUAUUAUUAGUUAAAGCCAAAUCAAUUUCGAUUCGUCAACAUCAUUCAGCAUGUGCUUGGGAAAAGAAAGAAACAUCAUCAUCUCAGUAA
Messenger RNA from Diversispora eburnea, 318 nucleotides. Lineage: Eukaryota; Fungi; Glomeromycota; Glomeromycetes; Diversisporales; Diversisporaceae. The record is from the annotation of a GenBank genome assembly.